Molecule: messenger RNA, 1938 nt
Organism: Penicillium arizonense
Lineage: Eukaryota; Fungi; Ascomycota; Eurotiomycetes; Eurotiales; Aspergillaceae
Exons: 3
Coding region: 1-1938 (645 amino acids)
Biological process (GO): carbohydrate metabolic process
Source: RefSeq, a predicted model, not a curated record
AUGUCGUUCGAUCAAUUCGGAACGUUCUUGCAACUGGGAGUCUAUCAUCCAAAGCACGGAGUGGUGCUGCUUUCACCAUUCAAACAGUUCGAUGGAAGUCGCUUUUAUGAUGCAGCGUAUGUGCGCUCGUAUCGCACCCAGCUCUUGAACUAUGUCGAGCGAAGCAAGCCGGGCUUCGGGCUGCAAAUUCAGGGAGAGGCUGCCGACGCAACAGUAACUACCAGGCACCCUGAUAGGAUGAUUUUGAGCUAUCACACACAGGAUGGCGUCCAAGUUCAGAGAACCGUCUCGGUUGAAGCUGAUCGUACGGUCAAGCAAACGACAGUCUUAACAACGCUGAAGUCCUCAACCGUCUCUACUCCAGUUCAACUGGAUUUAGGGAUGAGUCUGAACCGUGCUUCGUACGGUCAAUUGACCGAGGGCGGACCGAUUCCUCUCCCAGAGUCUUUGAAUCUGUUCCAAGUGGCAAAGGAUGGGAGCAGCUUUACUCUGCACAACCCCAAUCUUGAGGCAAGGGCCGAGGGCAUCUUUAGCGCCGACUUGGCAGACUUCGAGGGGAUGACAUUUUACGAUGACUGGCAGACGUUGCGCGAUGAACCCGUUCAGUGUAAGGCAACAGCUCGUGUAAAUCUCAUACCGGGUGUCCCAGUCACAUUGACACUGUCAUUACGGCUCCGAUCUCAAGUUCCUUCGUCUAGAAAUCGUCCCGGUGAUCAUGAUCUCCAAAACUCCACGUGGACUCUGCAAGAUCCGGUAGCUUUGAACAUCAUCCAUGGCAAUCUGCAGUACUUGCUGGGUAACUGCACGAUUCCAAUAUCUGAGUCCAGCACCUGUGUCAUAACGGACCAUGUUGCCUUGCCCCUAGGAUGGAACAGGGAUAACUACUGGCAGGUACGGUUCUUGAUGGAGGUCUUUCGCCAUAUAGGACGUAUCGCCGAUCCUUCCACUGCCAGGUUAUACCAAGACAAGAUCCGCACAGUGGUUAAAGGACACCUAAACUGGGUCUUCCGUGAUGCCGAGCGCCCACAGCGCCUUUGGCACCGGUCAUACUUGGCAACUGGAGUUCCCAAAGAUGGUCCGAUCUUCCAGCUGGACCAGCAAUGCUAUCCUCUCAUUGAACUGUGCGAUGCGUUGGGAUUUAUCCCGGACCUGAAAGAAUUCGCCAGAGACAUACUCCAUGAAUCGACGAUUCCAGAUAUUGUUGCUAUCCUUUGUGAAAAGAGAGACUCGCAGUGCGGAUUAUAUCCCACGGAUGAAACACCGGGCGACGACCCCGUGUUAUUCCCCUUCCAUUUCUCCAGCCACGUCCUUGUGUGGUACGUUUUCCGCCGUCUCGCAGGGCUUUUGAAAGAUCUAGGCGACACCGAUAGUCUUCAAGCAUCACGACUCGACAACCUCGCCAACAGGACCCACGAGGCCACGAUUAAGCAUUUCGUGGCCACCAACCCAAAGACCCAAACGCCCAUGUUCGCUUACCUCACCGACGGAUCGCAGGAACACGUUUUUUACCACGAUGCAAAUGACAUUCCGACAGUGCUUGCCAAAGACUGGGGGUUCUGUAAGACCCCUGAGUUGGAGAACGUCUGGACCCAGACUUUGCAUUUUGCGUUGUCUCCUGCGAAUGAUGGCGGCUUUUAUGGGACUGGACCCUUUGGUGGGCUUGGUAGUGUGCACACUCGCGGCCCCUGGCCGUUGGGUUAUUACCAGGAGCUUGUGUUUGCAGAGAUAAAAGGAGAUACGGAUGCGCGGGCCAUGGCAUGGUGGAGGAUUAAAGAAACAAGCUUUUAUGACGGGCUGUUUCCCGAAGCUGUGGAUGGAUAUACAGGACAAUGUACAAGCAAAGCUUGGUUUAGUUGGCCGGGGUGCAUGAUCGGGUCGGCGCUUCUUCAAGAUCGUGCUGGUGAGGUAUUGCCUCAAAUAAGAGAUAAAAAUGUCUAG